GCGGCGGUUAUGGGCCUUGGCGGCAGCUUCUGAGCGGUGGUGGCCGCCAGAGUGAGGAGGUGGGUGGCUCUGGUGCGGGGCCGGCGGCACACAUGGAUGACAGCAAGGUGGUUGGAGGCAAGGUAAAGAAACCAGGCAAGCGAGGUCGCAAGCCAGCCAAAAUAGACUUGAAGGCAAAGCUUGAGAGAAGUCGUCAGAGUGCAAGAGAGUGCAGAGCCAGGAAGAAGCUGAGGUACCAGUACCUGGAAGAGCUGGUUUCAAGCAGAGAGCGAGCCAUCUGUGCUCUCAGGGAAGAGCUUGAAAUGUACAAGCAGUGGUGCAUGGCGAUGGACCAAGGGAAAAUCCCCUCUGAAAUAAAAGCCCUGCUGACUGGAGAGGAGCAAGGCAAAGCACAGCAGAACUCCACCAAACUUGCCAAGGCUGUGAAGACAGAAGCAAACAGCAGCAAUCCCUGGUGAAGAUUAAUCCUCAUCCCUAAGUGAUCUGAUUCUUCCUGUCACACCAUGAAGAGAUGGAGAAGCUUCGCUCUCAAGAGUUCCCUUUACUGCUUCCCAAGAAGUUCUAACGUCUGUAGCGAGCUCUAAAGCUGCUGUUGAACGUAAGGACCAAAUUUUUGAGACUAGGCAAAAAAAGGCAAAGAAAUCAGAGGAAAAACUGAAGUGAGAACCCUAAGUCCUCAUUAUGCUGAAGAGUGUCCUGCUGUAGGUAGGCUUGGGAGUGUCCUAUUCUUCGUGCCACUGAGCAUUCAUUUCCCUGUUAGGUGAUGCCAGGAGCUGCGUUUCUUGCAGGACUCUGUUGUGGAUUUCCAUGACAAAAGAGAAGCUUCUAAUCUGCAGGAAAAUCUGAGCUAUCCCACAUGAGUGGACUGAAACCUGACUGCUGCCCCUGUAUUUAUGGCCUGUAUAGAAUUACAGAUGGGGAGUUUUAGUGUCAGUUUUGUAGCCAUUGCUUUGAGCAACUUUUGUUGCUUGCUGUUAUUUAUCCUGUCAUGUGUAUUUUCUUGGCCUUAUUUUAAGUUGUAGCUAGAAAAUGCUGUCCUUGUUCACCUGAUGAUUUUCAGCAACACUUCAUUAAAAAUAAAUAAAUAAA
Molecule: messenger RNA, 1089 nt
Organism: Indicator indicator
Lineage: Eukaryota; Metazoa; Chordata; Aves; Piciformes; Indicatoridae
Gene: CREBL2
Product: cAMP responsive element binding protein like 2
Exons: 4
Coding region: 93-458 (121 amino acids)
Biological process (GO): regulation of DNA-templated transcription
Cellular component (GO): nucleus
Molecular function (GO): DNA-binding transcription factor activity
Source: RefSeq, a predicted model, not a curated record